Molecule: messenger RNA, 2642 nt
Organism: Hipposideros armiger (great roundleaf bat)
Lineage: Eukaryota; Metazoa; Chordata; Mammalia; Chiroptera; Hipposideridae
Gene: ZC3H12A
Product: zinc finger CCCH-type containing 12A
Exons: 6
Coding region: 195-1952 (585 amino acids)
Biological process (GO): 3'-UTR-mediated mRNA destabilization
Cellular component (GO): nucleus; cytoplasmic ribonucleoprotein granule
Molecular function (GO): RNA endonuclease activity; mRNA binding
Source: RefSeq, a predicted model, not a curated record
GGUCCUUAACGCAACCUGCCCGCCCACCGCCCGGUAUAAAGGCGCGGCGGGCCUUGCCCCAGGGACUCGGCCCCAUGGAGACGCCGCCUGCUGCGGCAGGCGCACGGCGGGGAGCUGUGACAGGUGCCUACCACCCGUCUGAGCUGUGAGUGGCCAGGUGGAGAGAGGCCCACCCAGGAAGCCAGCCCCCCGCCAUGAGUCUGUGGGAACUUGAAGACAGCCACAGCUACCAAGGUACCCCGAGGUCGGCCCAGGAGCCCCCUGCUGAGGAGGCAGCUGCUGCUGAGCUGCAGAUGAAGGUGGACUUCUUCAGGAAGCUGGGCUACUCAUCUGCUGAGAUCCACAAUGUCCUGCAGAAGCUGGGGGUCCAGGCGGACACCAACACAGUGCUGGGCGAGCUGCUGAAACAUGGAUCGGCAGCUGAGCGGGAGCGCCAGGCCUCGCCAGACCCCUGCCCUCAGCUGCCUCUGGUCCCCCGGGGUGGAGGCACCCCUAAGGCUCCCAUCCUGGAACCCUCACCCCCAAAGGAGGACAAGGAGGACAGCGAUCUAAGGCCCGUGGUCAUCGACGGAAGCAACGUGGCCAUGAGCCAUGGGAACAAGGAGGUCUUCUCCUGCCGGGGCAUCCAGCUGGCCGUGAACUGGUUUCUGGAGCGGGGCCACACAGACAUCACGGUGUUUGUACCGUCCUGGAGGAAGGAGCAGCCUCGGCCCGAUGUGCCCAUCACAGACCAGCACAUCCUGCGGGAACUGGAGAAGAAGAAGAUCCUGGUGUUCACGCCGUCGCGGCGCGUGGGUGGCAAGCGGGUGGUGUGCUACGACGACCGCUUCAUCGUGAGGCUGGCCUUCGAGUCCGACGGGGUGGUGGUCUCCAACGACACGUACCGUGACCUCCAGGGCGAGCGGCAGGAGUGGAAGCGCUUCAUCGAGGAGCGGCUGCUCAUGUACUCCUUCGUCAACGACAAGUUCAUGCCCCCCGAUGACCCCUUGGGCCGACACGGGCCAAGCCUAGACAACUUCUUGCGUAAGAAGCCACUCACGGCCGAGCACAGGAAGCAGCCAUGUCCCUAUGGGAGGAAGUGCACCUACGGGAUCAAGUGCCGGUUCUUCCAUCCAGAGCGGCCAAGCCGCCCCCAGCGCUCUGUGGCCGACGAGCUCCGUGCCAAUGCCCUCCUCUUGCCCCCUAGGGCCCCGGGCAAGGACAAAUGUGGCCGGCGGCCUUCACCUCCACCUCAGCCUGGCUCUCAGCCAACAGAGCGUGAGCAGUGCAGCUUAGAAGGGAAGAAACUGGGAGCCCGAGCAUCCCCAGGGCCCCACCGAGACGGUCUGACCCAGACCUUUGCCCCGGCGACUGCAGGCAGGAGCCUCCCACCCAGUGGGGGCAGUGGCAGCAGCUUUGGGCCCACAGACUGGUUUCCACAGACCCCGGAUUCUCUCCCAUACACCUCCCAGGACUGCCUGGACUCGGGCAUUGGCUCCCUGGAGAGCCUGAUGCCAGAACUGUGGGGGGUUCGAGGCGGAGGCCCUGGUGAGCCGGGCCCACCUCGAGGCCCUUACGCUGGCUACAGCCCCUACGGGGCUGAGCUCCCAGCCACUCCAGCCUUCUCUGCCUUUGGACGGGCUGUGGGUGCUGGCCACUUCAGCGUCCCUGCUGACUACGCACCCUCACCAGCCGCCUUUCCACCUCGAGAGUACUGGUCUGAGCCGUACCAGCUUCCUCCACCCACCCCCGUCCUACAGGAGCCCCAGGUGCGGGGCCCAGGGGCUGAAAGGGGCCCGUGGGGUGGGGCAGACAGCCUGGCCAAGGAGCGAGCCAGUGUGUACACCAAACUGUGUGGUGUCUUUCCACCACGCCUGGUGGAGGCUGUGAUGGGGCGCUUCCCGCAGCUCCUGGACCCCCAGCAGCUGGCUGCUGAGAUCCUCUCCUACAAGUCCCAGCACCUCAGUGAGUAGGCAGUGCUGUCGGCCCUCUGAGGGCUGUCAGGUUGGGCUGCAGGCUAUGGCACAACCCAUUCCCAGGCCUGAGGCCCACCCUGGAGGCUAGACAGGAAGGAUUAAAGUAGGGAAGGGAACCCACAAACCAAAGAUACUGUAGGAUUGGUUCUGGCCCGUUUGGCACCUCUAGCCAUCUGCCCAAGUGGGUCAGAAGUGAUCACCCUGUUGAUGCACAUUGCAUCUGUAGUUUAAGGAGACGCUGCCGGUAACGGCCGUGGUCCGUGGCUGAAGCCCAAACCCUCCUUUGUCUCAGGGCGGGAAGGGAGGCCGGGGGAGCAGAGGCCUAGGCUGGGGGCCCUCUGCACAGUCCCCCACCUCCAUCCUGGCCCUGGGAUGCCGGCCUAGGCUGGCGAGUUGGGCACUGUGUGCCUGCCCUCCAAGGGCCCCCCUCUAAGCCAAUGAGGCCUCAUCCAUGCUCUCUUGCAGGGCAUGAGGCUUCAUGUUAGUAAGCAAGAUGCUUUUUAACCUACCUUUCGUCCCCUCAGUUCCCCUGUCCCUCUGCCCCCGUCGUCUCCUCCCCCACCCUCCGCACUUGGAAUCAUCUCACUCUUCCACACGGGGCGGGGGAUGUGUGUAAUGUUCAUAUUCUAAGUGGGAAAUCCUUGCCUCCCUUAACACAUCAAUAAAGUACAAUGUGAGCCCCUUUAA